UGAUGUGGGUACCGCUACUCGAUCGCGCGGCCCACAGUCCAGGGACGCAUUGUCUCAGUUCUCGUCGAAACAGGUUGUGUGGAGUGGGGUAUUCCGCUGGCUGGACCGCACUUAACCAGCCUGCUCGUCAGCUUUGAGUCAGGUGAUUAUCGCAAACGCUACGUUGCGAUGUUCUCUCUCUGCGGACGUUGUUAGUUAUUUUUAUGUCGUAGAAGCGUGCGGACGUACGGAUUCUGCGUCUGUUACUUGUGGAGUAAAGACACUGCUUCGUAUUUGAAUCCGCGAGAGACGAAGAAGGUAAAUGUUUAAACAUUAUGAGGCUGCGGUUAUGGGUUAUGAUGAAAAUAUAAAACAAGGCUUUAAAAUGUGAAGGUAGCCUUGUUUCCAGUGGCGUUAUUUCGAGUGCUUAACAAGACGGAAAAUUCAUAGUGCGCUGUUUAGCUUUAUUUAGAGAGCGCAGUGUGAAACUGAUUGCCAAGCGACGUCCAGUGGAGUAAGCAAGUUUUGUUACAUUCCUUAUAAAAGUUACGCGUAGGCGGAAUUAGUUAACCGAGUUUAUUCCUUCCUCAGUGCCUGAAAACAGUUGACACCGUACAGAAGAAACCUCCGGUGUCCAUACCAAAGAAAGUUUUUUAAUCUGAGUGCAUUAAACUUCGUUUACAAGCCGACGAUAUCACCAGCUUUCGUUUAUAAAUGAAUGCUUUGUUCUUACGAAACAGUAACGUGAACUGUGAAGUGAUUUUUUUUUUAAGAACGUUGCCCGUGACGAAUUUGUGACGUGGAGACAGUGAACCAGUGCACAUGCGUGCGUGUUCGUUUAUAUGCAGGUGUGAUUUGUACCCGAAUUCAUCGGGACAUAUUUGUAGUGUCGUGGUGUGUGUGAUGAUUACUCGAGCUUCGUAGUAGCACGUGCAUUCUGCUGCUAUCGGUUGGUUCCAUCGGGGACCUACCUACACGUUAGUACGUCAGAGACUUGCCCGUAUCGAAGACGUAACCUGUCAUAUCAUCAGAAGCGUUCGUUUGUGUUAGUCGUCGUGUUUAACCUGAGUUAAGGGUUGUCGGGGGGACGUGUUCAUCAAGGUGGUUUGUGUGGAGUCGUGACGCUGCUGCUCAUGCUUGUGGUAGUGAUUGUGUGGAUGUGGAAACAUCCGACGUAGGAUCGAAUCCCGGAUGUCUCCGUACAGCCGUGAUAACGCUCCCAGCAGUCGAACCGUGCUGCUCCUCCAGGAACACCAGCGGCCUGCGACAACCUGUACUGUGCCGCAGGGUUGUCGUCCUGGUGCCACCACGGCCAGACGAUUCCUUCGCUGGUUUGGUCUCCUAGGACGUCCUGCCAUGGGAAAGCAAGGGGUUCUGGAUAUGACAGCCACGGAGAACACGAUCCGGUUCAGCGGUCAUACGCUGGACAAGGCAACGAAGGCGAAGGUUACACUGGAGAAUUACUACAGCAACCUCAUAGCUCAGCACAUUGAGCGAAAGCAGAGGUUGGCGAAGUUGGAAGAAUCUCUUAAAGAUGAGGGCCUGACAGAGGCACAGAAGCAGGAGAAAAGACAGCAGCACGCGCAGAAGGAGACUGAGUUCCUGAGGCUGAAGAGAUCGAGAUUGGGCGUCGAGGACUUUGAGCCCCUGAAAGUGAUAGGACGGGGGGCAUUUGGCGAGGUGCGGCUGGUGCAGAAGAAGGACACGGGACACGUCUAUGCCAUGAAGAUCCUCCGUAAGGCCGACAUGCUGGAGAAGGAGCAGGUCGCCCAUGUGCGGGCGGAAAGGGACGUGCUAGUGGAAGCCGAUCACCAGUGGGUAGUCAAGAUGUACUACAGUUUUCAGGAUCCCAUCAACCUGUAUCUCAUCAUGGAGUUCUUGCCAGGUGGGGACAUGAUGACACUGUUGAUGAAGAAGGACACCCUAUCUGAAGAAUGUACGCAGUUCUACAUAGCAGAAACGGCGCUGGCCAUUGACUCUAUACACAAACUCGGAUUUAUCCAUAGGGACAUCAAACCGGAUAACCUGCUAUUGGAUGCACGAGGACACAUUAAGCUCUCUGAUUUUGGGCUCUGCACCGGUCUCAAGAAGUCUCAUCGUACAGACUUUUACCGUGAUCUCAGCCAAGCUAAACCCUCUGACUUCACAUCGAGCCCGAUGGACAGUAAGAGACGGGCUGAAAGCUGGAAGAAAAACAGGCGGGCUCUGGCAUAUAGCACAGUUGGCACUCCUGACUAUAUAGCACCAGAAGUGUUCUUGCAGACAGGCUACGGGCCAGCAUGUGACUGGUGGAGUCUCGGUGUCAUAAUGUAUGAAAUGCUUAUUGGAUAUCCGCCAUUUUGUAGCGAAAAUCCACAGGAAACAUAUCGUAAAGUUAUGAAUUGGCGCGAAACAUUAACGUUCCCACCGGAGGUUCCCAUUUCCGAAGAGGCAAAGGAAACGAUAAUGCGAUUUUGUUGUGAGGCUGAGCGGCGUUUGGGUUCCCAGAGAGGCAUGGAUGAAUUAAAACUUGCACCUUUCUUUCGUGGCGUAGACUGGGACCACAUUCGUGAGCGUCCUGCUGCUAUUCCUGUCGAAGUGCGCUCUAUAGACGAUACUUCUAAUUUUGACGACUUCCCUGACGUUAAACUUGAAAUACCUGGUGCGCCGCUACCCCAAGAUGGAGAAGUGAUCUAUAAGGACUGGGUGUUUAUCAACUACACAUUCAAGAGAUUUGAGGGGCUGACACAGCGAGGAACUCCAACUAAGAAGUAGUCUCAACUCUGUAGUUACUUAUGUAAUGUUAAAUCUCUGGCAUCAUGUGCUACACUCUACAAAGUAUGGUAACAAAUGUCACCAAGAUGCCCAUAUAGGCAAGAAGUUGGUCCGCCAAGUAAACGUAGGCUGGCGGCUGCAGCUUUUCCCUGUCAAGAUGCACUCGGUAACACUUCCCAAUGCAAACUUGUAAGAUAAUUACAGUUGAUACUAUAGGAACAGUGAUAUAAACCAGUCCACAUAAAUAUGUCCAAAUAAAUAUGCGAACAUAUAUUUAGACAACAUUUUUAAUCAGAAAGUUAAUUUUGUAUUUAUUUUGAAACUUAAGAAGUAAUAAUUUAAUGAUAGGUUUGACAGGUGUUAUAGCUCAGAGUUAGAAAUAAGAGCAGUUUGAAUCGUAGUUAAAUUAUUGAUUUUAAUGUGUGCUGGUUUCUGCGUCAUGUUUUAUUCUUUAUCGGCCUGAUGUCCGAUUGAAGUUAUAAUGGGUGAGAGGGACCUUGUCUCACGCACUCUGCACCAUUUUAGCGUUGUUAGCUCAGUCAUUGCUGUUUAUUCACCAGUAUCGCAAAACAGUACGUUCAGUACAAGUAACAAAAACACUUAUAGGCACUCGGGUUAACGAACUUAGAAUUUUUGUAUUUUAAAUUAGUAAAUAACUCGGUGGAGUGGAAGUAGGUUCUAUUUCCAUCUACGUAUAUUUUAUUUGACUAAAAUAAACAGUUGUCAUUUAAGAUCUUCUCUAAGUAAAUUAAAAUGAAAAGCACGUUUUCUCAGUCUUGACAUCUCCAAAUAUUGUCAUCGUAGGAAUUCUCUAUUUAAUUAUGUAGAAAGAGAAAUUCAAACUUUAUUGUCUGUUUUAUAUGUCACUUCGAGAAUACUUAUUUUGUUUUCUGGGGUGCUUAACAGCUUCUUAUUGGAAGUUUGCAUUGUUCGGAAAGAUGUGCAAAUGGGGUAGUUCCAGGGAACUGGCGUGAAUUGAAACAUAUCAUGCCAAGACCAGAACUCUGCAGAGACCAGUAAAUUUGAAGAUGAUGAUCGUUAUGUGAUAGGUGUAGGAAAUUGGCAUGUGUAUUUGGAAACGUUUCCCAUCAUUAUCUGUGUUCAUGGAUGAGCAUAUGUUUUUUUCUAAGGCUUUGACAUAAAAUGUCAUUGGCCUAGCAUUCUCGUGGAGGUAGAACGCUAGGUAGGAAGCUUUGAGGAACUUUGUGUUGUUUGGGCAGAUUAGAAAGGAAUACUGGUAUGAAGGUUUGCCAUGUGUCUUCGCUUGUAUUAAAUAUUUUUGCUUGUGAUGGAAAUGAUCGAUGUAUUGUUGUCAAACCGCGCUUCAAAAGUGCCGGGUGGUUUGGUCAAGUUUGUCGUUAAAGAAACCAAGUCUCCUGUUACGUAGCUUGUUGUUUGCUGAUCGGGUCGUACGUGCAAAUGCCAGACUGUCCACUUUAUGUCUUGAACCGAUGUGAUGUCAUGUGACUGUAAGUAACUUGCACAUGCGUGUGGGUCUGUGAGUGAGUGGGUUUGAAUGCUCUCUACGUUCUUCUGUAUUCACAGACGCCCAGGUGAUAAUUAUUGUGCUCUUGUUAGCUUGUGUUCUUGUGGUAUGAAUUUUGUAUUUGGUACAGGAUUACACCACUCCUUUUUAUUAUUUAUUGCGAUUUAUGUUUUGGCUUUUCACUGUAUUUACUUAUAGUUUAUUGUACAUAUUCUUAGUACAACUACACAACCACAGUCAAACUUAUGAGUAUGUAAAGCAAAUCUGUGUCUUUGGAUGGAGCUUCUUCAUUAUGUACACAUGGUAGAAAUGUAGAGAUUGAAGUAGUGCCAAUAUUAAGUUAUUGCUGACAAACAGUAGGAUUUCAUGUGCUAUCAAACACAGACGUAAACUACAUUUGGAGUUUUGUAUUUAACUUUUUUUUUGUUCGAAGAGUAUCUUUCUGGCUGUACAAUGUAAUUAUGUUUGGUAAAUGACAUUAGUGCCUGUACAAAAUCUGUGUAUAGCAAAGUAUAUUAUUAAUUUGUUUGUUUUCUUAAAUCAUUUUAUGAAUGAAAUGUGUAAUUUAUUUUAUAAAAUUCUAAUGAGAGCAUGAA
Molecule: messenger RNA, 4815 nt
Organism: Zootermopsis nevadensis
Lineage: Eukaryota; Metazoa; Arthropoda; Insecta; Blattodea; Termopsidae
Gene: trc
Product: Serine/threonine-protein kinase tricornered
Biological process (GO): protein phosphorylation
Molecular function (GO): protein serine/threonine kinase activity; ATP binding
Source: RefSeq, a predicted model, not a curated record